UCUGCACGCCACGAACACUUGUCUUUUCUCUCCGUCUUCCACGACGAGCACGACCACUUUUCUGCCAUUUCCAAUAUCUGAGUCUCAGACAGAACAGCAGCGAAAAAUACCAUGAGCGUCGCCUUCAUCAAUAAUUUAUCGCAAAAUCAGUCGUCUUCCGAUCCAUCAUCUGCACAUACUCACUCGCAUGAGCAUGGAGGACCGGCUCACUCACACGACCAUGGCUUAGGAGAGCACGGGCAUACGCACGAGCAUCUCGACAAUCCUGGAAAGUACGCCGAGAGAGACCUGCCGGACUAUUCGAAUCGCAAUUUCGAGGAGCGGGGUUUCACAAUCGGUAUUGGAGGUCCUGUCGGGUCAGGAAAGACUGCCUUGACACUCGCUCUCUGUCAAGCCCUUCGCUCAGAAUAUAACAUUGCUGCGGUGACGAAUGACAUCUUCACUAGAGAGGAUCAAGAAUUCCUCAUCACGAACAAGGCGUUGCCAGCGGAGCGGAUCCUCGCGAUUGAAACCGGAGGAUGUCCGCAUGCGGCUAUUCGAGAGGACAUUAGUGCGAACCUAGGCGCCCUCGAAACACUCACUGCUCGCUACAACUGCCAAAUGCUCAUCGUGGAAAGCGGAGGGGACAACCUCGCAGCCAACUACUCUCGCGAACUCGCUGAUUACAUUAUCUACGUUAUCGACGUCUCCGGCGGCGAUAAAAUUCCUCGCAAAGGCGGACCCGGAAUCACUCACUCCGACCUGCUCGUGGUCAACAAGACCGACCUUGCUCCGCACGUGGGUGCCUCCCUCGAAGUGAUGGACCGCGACGCGCGCAAAAUGCGCGGCGAGGGCCCGACAGUCUUCACCAGCGUGCGCGAGGGGAAGAACGUAGCUGAUGUGGUGGGUCUAGUGGUGGCGGCGUGGAGGGCGGCUGGGGCACCUGGGAAGGCUGGGAAGACUGUGUAAGAGGUGUCGAGGGAGCAACAAAUGAAAUACAGGAGGACGGUGUAUGAAUAUCCCCGGAAGUUUGUGCGAGUUCGUUGGUAUUGGUGCUAUGCUACUUGAUUACAUGUCAGGAAGCCUGGCAUCUGUAUCAUAUGCUCACGCCCCUGUCAUCUCCCAAGAGGUGUGUUCAGCCUUAAUCAAGUGAUCCUGCCAGAGAAGCUGCAGGUAUUAUCG
Molecule: messenger RNA, 1161 nt
Organism: Gloeophyllum trabeum ATCC 11539
Lineage: Eukaryota; Fungi; Basidiomycota; Agaricomycetes; Gloeophyllales; Gloeophyllaceae
Product: urease accessory protein UreG
Exons: 6
Coding region: 112-948 (278 amino acids)
Molecular function (GO): GTPase activity; nickel cation binding
Source: RefSeq, a predicted model, not a curated record